Neltuma alba is the source of this 462-nucleotide messenger RNA. RefSeq lists its product as uncharacterized. The transcript has a single exon. The annotation marks the transcript as partial. The record is from RefSeq and is a predicted model, not a curated record. Lineage: Eukaryota; Viridiplantae; Streptophyta; Magnoliopsida; Fabales; Fabaceae.
CCAAUCUGCCACUGUCUCCUUCCUCUCGUCUUCACCUUGAUUCCUCCACUUUUUUGUUGGCCCCAUUCCAUGGACGACUGCCUUCCAUCUCCGAAGACACCGUCAACUCUCCGCCGCUGGCACUCCAUACCCACUUCCGUCGUGGUGCCCCCCCGAGCCGACUCCUAUGCCGCCGCCACGCACACGCCGCGGCCAUCAGUUCUCGACUUGGACUUUGGCUCCAUCAAGUCUCCCUCUUCCUACACGUCCCUUAGAGAUGUACUUCCUUCAUCCGCCGCAGCCGUCAAUUCCCCCACCGCCUCCUCCGCCGCCACCAACUCCUCCUAUCACAUAUCCAUUCGCAAUCGCCUCGUUAAGCAGGCCGCUUGGGCUUACCUCCAGCCCCUGUCUGCUUCCCCACAAAGCUCAUCCGGCCCAAAUAUACUCCGCCGCCUCUCCUUGAGAUUCUCCUCCUGCUUCCGC